Messenger RNA from Drosophila melanogaster (fruit fly), 7023 nucleotides. It is a transcript of the gene bun, whose product is annotated as bunched. The coding region runs from base 1514 to 4807 and encodes 1097 amino acids. The record is from RefSeq and is marked reviewed. Gene Ontology annotation, biological process: regulation of transcription by RNA polymerase II. The transcript is spliced from 7 exons. Lineage: Eukaryota; Metazoa; Arthropoda; Insecta; Diptera; Drosophilidae. Gene Ontology annotation, cellular component: cytoplasm; nucleus.
UUGGCAUUUUGAGUUGGGACAAAAACGCAAGGCAAGUUGUUGGUCUUUUUCGCUGUCUGCAGACGGAUAAAAAGUAAAAGAACGCAAAUCGAACGCGCCGCGAACGUAUUGCAAAAUCGCUUAACUCGCGGCGCCCUUGAAAACGACGAGGAAAAGCGAAAAAAGGCUGCGAGAGCUAGCGCAAAAUCGAAGAAAAAACUGUGUAUGUGCGUGCGUGUGAGUGUAUGAGUGUGACGUGUGCGUCGCUGUGUGUGUGAGCGAGCUGGCAUGCAGAUGUAGAGAUGUGUGUGCGCUGCUGCUGCGGCUGUGUGUGCGUGUAAAUUGAAUAAGAAAACGGAGCACAAAUGGCACUGAUGGAAAAUUUAUAUGUGCGCUGAAAAAUUAAUUUAUUUGCAAAAAGCCAAAGAGCUGCGAAAAGUAAAGUGACAAGCGGAGAGAUGUGCAAAAUCGAAAGAACGAAAAAUUGUGGAUUGCCGACUCUCUGCAGAUUUGAAGAGAGUGGCAGCGAAAGAGAGACAUAGAGAGAGAGUUUGUGUAUGUGUGGGUGUGAGCCGCCUUUGCCAGGAAAACUAAAAAGAAAAAAAUUCCCUGGCGUUAAAAUUUGCACAAAAAAUGUUGAAUUCGAUUGUUUGCUUUCCGCAGUUCGGCGUUUCGCUUUUUUUUUUUGCACAAAACUUUUUUCGCCAAUUUUUCAUGCACGCUUUUUCGUUUAUUUAAUUCCUCUCUCUCUCUCUCCAUCUCUCUCUCACUCAUUUUUUCGCUCUCCGAAUCGACUCUCUCGCAGUGCUCUCCGCUUUUUGCUUGUGCACAGCCAAGUGUCAAAACUGUCAUUUACCUUCCUUUUGUCCGAUUAGCAAAACGCAACGAAAAACUAAUAUCCCAUCCAAAUUAAAUUCGUGGCCGUUCGCUUGUUUUAAGUUUAUUGUUUUACGCCAAGAAACAAGUAAUUUUAAAUUGUUUGACAUACGCGAUUUCAUUUCUACAAUUUACUGCAAUGUGCUAGUAAAACUGAACCGAUGAAAUUGAUUAAUUCUACGAUAAAGAUAUAGCUGAAUUAAACCAACAAAUUGAAAACCUAUGCGUAACCGUGUGACGACAAAGUGGAGAAGUGCAACAAAUUUAUGAAUAUAGAAGUAGAUGAAUAGAAAUUCCAAGUUAACCAAGAUCACCAAAAUAUUUUCAUAAUUUCUAAGAAAUAUUUUAAGUGUGAUACCAAGUUUUGAAACCACGUUUAAGCAACAAGCCUACUUUCGAAAACGAAUCAUCCAACUGUAGAAACUGAAUCAAAUCGAAUUGAUUCGAUUAACAGCUGUGCUGUACACAUGCACCGGUGUGUGUGAGAGGCUGCGCGCGUGCCUCAUCCCCUGAAAAUUCCCAGGAAGCACUGCCCUUGCUCCGACGCCAGCAAUCAGCCGCAGCAGCCACAGUAGCAGCAGCAGCAGCAACAGUUGCAGCCACAACCAGCGGAACAUCGCAGCAGCAGCAGCAACAGCAUCGCAACAGCAUCAGCAACAUGUUCGAUCGCACGGUGAAUGCCAAGUUCAAGCCGGCUUCCUCAAAUGCCGGACCUGGCAACAAUCCGGUCCGUCGGAACUCGAUGCUGACACCAUCCCGUGGAGUCACUAUCGGUGGCACUGGCGGUAACAUACGCAAGCUGACCAAGGUCAGCUCACUGACCAGCAACCAUCACUUUGCUGUGUGCUAUCCACCCAGCAACAUCUAUCAGAAUAGCAACAAUGCCGGCAGCAAUUCGGCUUUGCAGCGCACCACCAGCGAAAGUUUGCGUUUGAACAUGAUGAGUCGCGUGGCAGCUGGAGCGACACCCACAACGGUGUCCAGGGCCAGUAGUAACUCCAGCCUGGCCACAUCCACCUCCACAUCGCUGGCACCCAAGUCCAGCAGCAGCAGUGGUGGCAGCAAUUCGACACCGCAGCAGCAACAGCAGCAGCUAGUGAGCAGUAACAACAGCAGUAGCAGCAGCAACAACAGCUUCACCAAGGCCAGUUCGCCCAACAAUAAUGGAGCACGUUCGGUGGGCGGAGCAGCUACGUCAGCUGCUACUGGCACAACCGCUGCAGCAGGCAGUCAUCAUCAUCAGCCACAUCACCACCAUCAUCAUCAUCAUCACCACCAUCAGCAUCACAACCACCAGCAGCAGCAGCAGCAACAGACUAGCCUUAGCCAAGGACACGCUUCGUUAACCGUUGCCGGUGGAUCAGCUUCAGCUGGUGGUGGUGGUGGCGGCGGCAGUGGAAGCUCCUCGGGGACCGCCGCUGGUGGCACCAAUCGCAAACCAAAGACGACUUCCUCAUUCGAGAUCACCUCGGUGACGGUGGGCCAUCCCAAGUUGAAUGCUGCCGGCGAUACUGGAGACGAGUCGGCCGAUGAUCUGGACGAAUCUCACACGGAUGACAAUAGUCGGAUAACGGACCUGGAGAACGAGACGCCCUCCAUGUCGGAAGAUACGUUCUCCAAGGAGGAGGUGUACUAUGCCAACAAUGCCCUCAGCACCAAUGCACCGGUGAUACCGACUAGCUCGCAAUACGGCCUUGUCGUGGUGGAUCCCAUCGCCCCUUCGUUGGGCCAGACGAUCCAGAAUGUCCAGGUCAAUGUAUCGGAUAACAUUAUCAAUGUGGUGAGCGGUGCCGUCACACCGGGCGGCACCAAGAAGAAGGACGACAUCAAGGAGACGCAGCACCGCAGUGAGCGGUUCAAGGUGGUCAAAAUUGAGUCCACGGAGCCGUUUAAACGAGGCCGUUGGAUGUGCAUGGAUUACCUGGAUCACUCGAGUGUGGGUAAUGGCGGUAAUAACAACGAAAAGACUGGCUCUUCUACUUCCGAGGCGCACGCCGCAACAACGGAUGGCGGCGCAGCAGGUGUUGGCGCUGGAUCUGAGGCUCCGGCCCACAAGACCACCCAAAGUAUGAUUCUGCCACCCACCCAGAAGCUGAACGAGAAUCAUUUGGAGGCCAACUCGACCGAUGCCAACUGGAACUAUGCCGAGCAGCAGCAGCAACAGCAGCAGCAGCAGCAACAACAACAAACAAUAGUUGGCAACGCCCUGACCAAGACAUUGCCCGUGGCUCUUCGCAAUGUGAGUCGCAGUUCCUCGGUAACCCGAAGUCCUAAUGCCACAGUCGAGUUCUUAUCUCCCAAUUUGCUUGCCCAGCAGCAACAGCAGCAGCAGCAGCUCUUCGAUAGCGUCAAUGCCAAUGCUGCCAGUUCACCAAAUCCCGCCGGUGACCCCAACAACAUGGACUAUGCGCGCACGGCGGCGAUGCAAUUGCAUCAAACGUUGCAGCAGCUCAAGCAGCGCGAGGACGCUAUGGACGUGCCGCCAGGGGCAGGAGGUUAUGCCAACUAUCAAAACGGUGGUGAUUCAGCUGUUGGAGCGGCUAGCAACAACAACAGCGCUGCAGCUGCAACUGGAGAAUCGCAGCUGAGCACCAGCUACGUUGAGCAACAGCAGCAGCAGCAGCAGCCAUUAUCCCCAGCACCACUAACGCCCCAGGCUGCACCCACAUUCGCAGCUGUUGCUGCCGGACAGUCGCCCAACUUCCAAUUGGAGCAACAGCAGCAGCAGCAGCAAGCAACAUCGCAGAUAGAUGGAAUAGUCCCACAGCCAUUUAACCCACAACAGCAGCAGCAGCAGACCCCACAGCAAUCAACAGCUCAGCAAGCAGCAGCAGCAGCAAAUGCAACAUCUGCAGUGACUGCACCACCACCACAACAGACUUCAAACACUUCCAAUGCAGCGGUAACCACUGGCCAGGGUCAGACAAUGCCGCUGUUAUCACACAUGACCAGCUACGAGCAGCAGCAGCCUAAUCUAGGAGCAGCAGCAGCAGCAGCAGCCGCAGGAGGCACUGCAGCAACAUCGGUGGCUGCACCGCAAGCGAUUCCCACGCUGCAAUUGCAGAGUGCUCCCUCAACGAUUGCCGAUCCGCAGCAAUUGAUGGUGCCACAGCAACAGCAGCAGCAGCAGCAUCAGGAGGAGCAGCAACAGCAGCCGCAACAACAACAACAACCGCUUCCGCCAGCAAAUAUCGCGAGUGCUAGUGCCAAUAAUAGUAAUCUAAACCUAACGAAUACGAAUGUUGUGGCCACCGGCGAGGCAACAACAAACGCGCUGACCUUGACCGAUGAACAGGCGACCGCGGCACUUGCAGCUGCAUUUGCGACCGGCGCAGCAGCAGCAGCAACUGGAGCCACAUCGGCAGCGGCAGCAACGCAGCAGCAAAUCCAACAGCUACAACAGCAACCAAAUGCAGAGUCCGAGACUGAAAGUGCAUCUGGAACUAGUGCAGUUGCGAUUGAUAACAAAAUCGAGCAGGCAAUGGAUCUGGUCAAGUCGCAUCUCAUGAUAGCGGUGCGCGAGGAGGUGGAAGUGCUAAAAGAGCGCAUCUCCGAGCUGAUGGACAAGAUCAACAAGCUGGAGCUCGAGAACAGCAUUCUCAAGUCGAACAUCCCGCAGGAGACACUGCAGCAGCUGCAGUUGCAGCUACAACUCGCCGCACCGCCGGCCACGCCCGCCAUUCAAGCGGCACCGGCGGUACAAAGUGUCGUUGCUCCAGCUGCCGCGGGUCAGGCAGUUCAGCAGCAGGCCGCUGGAGCGGUAGCGGUAACGGGUGUGGCCACCAGUCCAGCGUCCGCGGUGGUACCCACGAGCAUUCCCAACGGCAGCGCCGAGAACGGCAGCAGUGCAGUCGAGUCAGCAGCGGUAUCGGUGGAGCAGCAGGUGCAGCAGGUGACAUCAGCAGCGGCAGCAGCAGCAUCGGUAGUCACAGCCAAUGGUCCCAUGUCCUAAACAGUUGCUGCUGUGGCCCGAACACACAGUGUUUGUUUUUUUUAAGGCGCCCACGCACCGUGGUGUGUGUGGGGGGAAAUGAACGUUUUUAAGAAUGAAAACCGUAAUGUUAACUCAGCCGCAGUCUCUUUCUUAGUCGGAGGAGGCGGGGCCGAGGAGAGCAGCGAAAGUAUUAGGCCAAUAACAACAAGAACAGCAAUAGCAGCGCAGCGGCAGGCAGACUCACCCAAACAUGUUAAGUUCGUGUUAGGUAGACUAGCCUGCUGUUAAGAAUUGUUAUGUUGUUGCUGGCUGUUAAUCUGCUGCAGCCGCCGUUUUGUUAAUUUCUCGAUUGUGAUAUUUGUUUAACACACAUACAGACCACCACACACACACACACUCAUACGCAUUUACACACACAUCCAUACGAAAUACACACACAAACACACAGAUAGACUGCACGCUAACAGCGGCUGCGGCUGGCGCUGUUAACGUCCGCUGUUAACUCGAAGCGAGUAUAGGAGUUCUUUUAAAUAUCGCGCUGCUGCGCCUCCACAUUUUUGUUUAAUACCUUUUAUUUUUGUUUACCCGUUUGUUUCCACGUUGUUAACGCUACGAAAAUAAAAACAUAAGAAUCAUAAACAAACACCCAGAACACCACACCACAAAACCAACUCACCAAAAGCUGGCUGCAAAAUAAUACUUGACGAAAGUAAAAUUUUUGGCCAACGGGGAAAAAGAGCAGCAGAAAAUGCAAAAAUACAAAUCGAUAAAGUGUACUAGAGUGCCAGGGAAAACACACAGAAAAUGAAUAGGGACAGAAGGGAAAAUAAAUGAAAUAAUAUGUGAUAAUUUGCAUUGUGCAGUCAGAGACAUAAGAUGUAAAUUGUAAAAAAAAAAAACAAAAGCAAACCCGAGAAGCAAAGGACAGGAAAGUAGGAUUCAAAUUUCCAAACAUUCAACAUUGAUCGAUAAAUUAAAUACAAAUACAAUUUAAUGAAACAAGAAAAGGCCAGCUGCUAUUUUUAUAAUUUACCUUUAAUCCUAACUUUUAUUGUAAAAAUACAAGGGGAAAUAUUAACUACAUCAUAAAUAUGAAUAUGUUUCAAAUUAAACAAUGGAUAACAAAAAAAAAAAGUAGUAAAUUAUAGUAAUUCUAGCAUAUUCUCAAGCUAUAUUUCAAAGAUUGUAUAGCUAUUCAAAAAAAAAAAGAAAGAAAACAACAGCCAAACAGAAAAAGAAAGCUUAUCAAAAUUGUUUGUUAAACUCUAAAAACUAUCUGCAAACAAAAAACCCAAAAAUAUCUGUAAAUAUUGUGUAAAACUAAAAACUAAAAUUGAGAACAAACUUCGAAAGUCGCCGACGAGGAAGAUACAUUGCAACAAAAAUUUAAAUCACACAAAAUCAACAUGAUGGAAAAGCUAAAAUUGUAAGAUGAAGACAAACUCGUCCUAUUUUUUGUUAAAAUUAUUUAGUCGAUAAUUUUGGAUUACUCUUAGUUGGAAAAUUCCUUAAUGUUCAUACGAAAUCUGUUAUAGGAUUUUCUACACAUUAACUAUUGCGUUUCACAACCCGCACUCUUAGACCGACAAGACCACAAGAUAAAACCACAAAAAGAUCCAGAACUGCUGCAGCAGUAAAAAAAACGGACCAAUCUCCAAAGAGGUCUCCCGCCUCCCAGAGUUGUCCCUGUCCGAAGUUGGCCGCCCUGUAGACGCCCAGUUUUGCAAUGCCAAAGUGCACUCACUCGUUUUUGGGGCAGGGCACACGAUUCUGCCCCAGAGAACACAAAAUGCAGCCUGCGGAGACGCAAAUUGUCUAAGGCUAGCGUGGAUUAAACAAGAAAAUUAUCAUCCAAAAUGAAAAGGGAUUAAAACCAAAUAUGAUACUCCAACUCCAAGUGCCGAAAACUAGCUGUCUACAGGGCAAACACCAAUGGACAGACAAAUCAGAUAGACGGACGGACAGGACAGACUAAUGUCACAUCCCCCGAACACAGUAAUUCUGUUGAAAAGUAUUUCCCUUUAUGAUUUUUGUAUUCAAUUCAGAGAACCAUCUUCAUGCGUUUCAUGUUUAGUUCUUCUCCUAUGAGUUUUACGACUUAAGCCUCUUUUUAAGCUAACUAUUAAUUUAUUAAUUAGUUUGUAAGCGCAAAAAUAAUUAAAAUACAUCUAAACAAAAUAACUGCAAACAACCUAUAUUAAAAUAAAGGAUAAUAUAAAACUAUAUUGAAAACC